Messenger RNA from Anopheles darlingi, 1581 nucleotides. RefSeq names its product chitinase-like protein Idgf4. Gene Ontology annotation, biological process: carbohydrate metabolic process; chitin catabolic process. The record is from RefSeq and is a predicted model, not a curated record. Lineage: Eukaryota; Metazoa; Arthropoda; Insecta; Diptera; Culicidae. Gene Ontology annotation, cellular component: extracellular region. The transcript has 2 exons. Gene Ontology annotation, molecular function: chitin binding. Bases 114 to 1445 code for a protein of 443 amino acids.
AAGUGAAGGCUGCUUGCUUCAGUUCUCGAUCGUACGUGGAAGUUGCUAGAAUCUCUUCGCUUCGCGGCGUCGACAAAUAAAAGUGCCCCAAGGCGAGAACGGUGGUGAUAGCCAUGUGGCUGACAAGGUCAAGCGUCCUGGCGCUGGUGCUGGCGGCGGUCGCCGUUUCGGCACAAAAUGCAACUACUGGACCCAAGGUGCUUUGCUACUAUGAAGGAAAGAAUGCCGCCAGAGAAGGUCUGGCCAAAGUAACCGUACCCGAUAUUGAGUUGGCCUUGCCCUUCUGUACUCAUCUGAUCUAUGGUUAUGCCGGUAUCGACCCGGCCACUUACCGUAUACGCACGCCCGUCGCCAACCUAGACCUGGACGAAGGUUUGGGUCAGUACCGGAUGGUGACGACACUGAAGAAACGUUAUCCGGGCCUACGGGUAUACCUGAGCCUCGGUGGCAACACAGAUCUGACGGAGGAGAAACCGUUCGAAAAGUACUUGAACCUGUUGGAAUCGGCCGGCUCACGAACGGCCUUCAUUAACAGUGCGUACACGCUGAUCAAGACGUACGGUUUCGAUGGCCUCGACCUUGCGUGGCAGUUCCCCCAGACCAAACCGAAGCGCAUUCGUGGACUGCCCGGUAAGCUGUGGCACGGAUUCAAGAAGCUGUUCACCGGCGACAGCAUUCUCGAUGCGAAGGCGGACGAGCAUCGCGAGGAGUUUACCGCGCUUGUUCGUGAUCUGAAGAACGCGUUCGCACCCGACAAGUUCCAGCUGGGCUACACGCAGCUGCCGCACGUCAAUGAGUCCAUCUUCCUGGACAUUCCACUGUUGAAGGACAACCUGGAGUACAUCAACAUUGCCGCGUACGAUCAGCAAACGCCGGAUCGAAACCCGAAGGAAGGGGACUAUAGUGCUCCGAUCUACGAACCGACCGAUCGCGUUGUCGGGAACAAUGUGCACGCCAAGGUGAAGGCGUGGUCCGUAGCUGGAACCCCGUUGGAGAAGAUUGUCGUCGGUAUCGCCACGUACGGUCGCGGAUGGAAAUUGGAUGAGGAUUCGGGCAUCACGGGCACACCACCGAUUCCUGCCGAUGGCCCUGCGCCUCCUGGUCCGCAUACCGGAGCGGCGGGCACCUACAGCUACGGUGAAGUGUGCUCUAUGCUGCCCAACCCAAGCAAUGCCGUUUCCAAGGGAGCUGAUUAUCCGUUGCGCAAGGUGAACGAUCCGACGAAGCGCUUCGGUCCGUACGCAUUCCGUAUCCCGGACGAGAGCGGAAAGCACGGUAUUUGGGUGUCUUACGAAGAUCCGGAAAGUGCCGGUAACAAGGCUGCCUACGUGAAGGCGAAGGGAUUGGGUGGCAUCUCGAUCAAUGAUCUGGCGGCCGAUGAUUUCCGUGGCACAUGUUCCGGCGACAAGUUCCCCAUUCUGCGUGCGGCCAAGUAUCGACUGUGAAGGAUGGAGUGCACGAUUGUACGAAUUAGACAAUAGCCCAGCUCGUUCGCUGGACUGAACGUAACAUUCAAUUAAGAUUACCAAAAUAAAACGAUAUGAAUCCGUUUCUACAAAAUAACAAGCGAGUCUUUUUUUU